CCCCCCUGCUCCCUUUGGGGCGUGCCCUGAGAUCCCAAGAGAGAGAGAGGAGGGGGAGAGGGAGAGGGUUUCACCUCCCUAGAAGAAUCGCAGCUAUGCGAACGAGACGCGGCUUCUGCUACCCCUGUCCCGAUUCCGAGACCCAGUCGAAGGAGGCGGAGGAAAGGGUUGGGAGUGUCGGGAGGAAGAGGAGCUGGAUGGGAGAGGAAUCGGGCCGCCGGAAGAGGCCGCGCGCGGCGUCGCCGGCGGAGGAAGGUGCGGCCGCUGGGGGAACGACGGCGGAGAGCUUUUUCGACAACCUCCCAGAUGAUCUCGUGGUCUUCAUCCUUUCCAAGCUCAGCCACUCCACCUCCUCCCCUUCGGAUCUCGUCAGCAUCCUCUUGGUAUGCAAGAGGCUCAAUAAAUUGGGGAUGAAUCCCCUGGUGCUGUCGAGGGUCUCGGCGAAAGCGCUUGCAAUUAGGGCGAAGAACUGGUCGGACUCGGCGCACAAAUUCUUGAAGCAGUGUGCCGAUGCAGGAAAUCUCGAAGCGUGUUUUAUCCUCGGCACGAUCCGGUUCUACUGCCUGGAGAACAGAGGAAGCGGGGCGUCGCUGAUGGCGCGGGCGGCGAUCGGGUUGCACGCGGCGGCGAUGUACUCCUUGGCGGUGAUUCAGUUCAACGGCAGCGGAGGGUCGAAGAACGACAAGGACCUCCGCGCCGGCGUGGCCCUGUGCGCCCGCGCGGCGACGCUCGGCCACGUCGACGCCCUCCGCGAGCUCGGCCACUGCCUCCAGGACGGCUACGGCGUGCGUCAGAACGUGGCGGAGGGGCGGCGGUUCUUGGUCCAGGCCAACGCACGGGAGCUCGCGGCCGUGCUUUCCUCCACCGCCGACGCCGCCGCGUGGCAGGCCCACCGCCACCACCGGUUCUCGGCUGGGGGCGCCGCGUGCUCUCUGCUCAGCGAUUUCGGGUGCAACGUGCCGGCGCCGGAGGCCCACCCGGCCAACCGGUUCCUGGCGGAGUGGUUCGCUAUGAGGGGCGGGGCCGGCGGGGAGGGGCUGAGGAUGUGCUCCCACGUCGGUUGUGGGCGGCCGGAGACGCGGCGGCACGAGUUUCGCCGGUGCUCGGUCUGCGGCGCUGUGAACUACUGCUCUCGGGCGUGCCAGGCCCUCCACUGGAAGCUUGCCCACAAGGUCGAGUGCGCCCCCAUGGACCAGUGGCUCGACGCCCCCGCCGCUGCCGCCGCCCUCGGCGGCGGUGCAGGUGGCGGACCACCGCCGGAGAACGGCACAGGCGCGGUUAACUAGAAAUAGAUGGAGAAGCAGAGAGAAGAUCGAAGUCGGUUUUUUGUUCUUUGUAAUUUUCAUUUUGUUUUCUAAAUUUGUUUUCAUGUUUUUUCUUCUUUUUGUACAGCUGCUGAAAAUGUUUUCUUUUUUUAACCAAAAAAAAAAUGUUUUCUUCCGAGUUUAAAGCAUACAUAAUGACAUUUGAUUACAGUGACCAUCUGACGGAGCCGUUACGGCAAACAUCUCUAUUACAAAAUAAGGCCAUAAUAAUAAAAACUUACAUAAUAAUAAUAAUAACAACAAUAAGAGAAAUAUUUAUUUUUAUUGUUACAGGAAGAAUAAAUGAAUAAUGGCAGAGUGGUAGGUUUUUUUUGAUGGAUACAGUGUCUACUAGCUGUGAAUUCUAUUAUUAUAUGACUAUAAAUAGAAGAAACGAGGGAAGUAUCUGAGUAAAAGGAUGUGUUUUAUAAAAUGAUGAAUUUUCUUCA
This is a messenger RNA of Elaeis guineensis (African oil palm), 1753 nucleotides long. Its product is annotated as F-box protein At1g67340. NCBI's taxonomy places the organism in Eukaryota, Viridiplantae, Streptophyta, Magnoliopsida, Arecales, Arecaceae. The record is from RefSeq and is a predicted model, not a curated record. Gene Ontology annotation, molecular function: protein binding.